Molecule: messenger RNA, 8596 nt
Organism: Jaculus jaculus (lesser Egyptian jerboa)
Lineage: Eukaryota; Metazoa; Chordata; Mammalia; Rodentia; Dipodidae
Gene: Znf609
Product: zinc finger protein 609
Exons: 11
Coding region: 235-4470 (1411 amino acids)
Biological process (GO): regulation of transcription by RNA polymerase II
Cellular component (GO): nucleus
Source: RefSeq, a predicted model, not a curated record
CCGGGGAACCGGCCGCGCGGCCAAUCUCUAUUCCAUAUGGUGUGAAGCCCUGGUGUUUGUCAAUACAAUUCCAUAAGAAAAAUGAAGUGUUAUCAUAUAUCCAGGAGCAAUGAUGUUGUCCUCUGGACAUGCACUGACCAAGGUGGCAGGUCUGAGGACAUAGCUGAAGCUGAAAACAGGAAAGCUGGGGGCAAGGAAGAGCCUUGAAUCUCGUGGUGGGCCGUUGACUCUAAGAUGUCCUUGAGCAGUGGAGCCUCCGGAGGGAAAGGAGUGGAUGCAAACCCGGUUGAGACGUACGACAGUGGGGAUGAAUGGGACAUUGGAGUAGGGAAUCUCAUCAUUGACCUGGACGCCGAUCUGGAAAAGGACCAGCAGAAACUGGAAAUGUCAGGCUCAAAGGAGGUGGGGAUACCAGCUCCCAAUGCUGUGGCCACACUACCAGACAACAUCAAGUUUGUGACCCCAGUGCCAGGUCCUCAAGGGAAGGAAGGCAAAUCAAAAUCCAAAAGGAAUAAGAGUGGCAAAGACACUAGCAAACCCACUCCAGGGACUUCCUUGUUCACUCCGAGUGAGGGGACAGCAAGCAAGAAAGAGGUGCAGGGCCGCUCAGGAGAUGGUGCCAAUGCAGGAGGCCUGGUUGCUGCCGUUGCUCCCAAGGGCUCAGAGAAGGCGGCUAAGGCCUCCCGCAGUGCCGCGGGCUCCAGGAAGGAGAAGGAGAACAGCUCAUCUAAGAGCAAGAAGGAGAGAAGCGAAGGAGUGGGUGCUUGUUCAGAAAAGGAUCCUGGGGUCCUCCAGCCAGUUGCCUUGGGAGGACGGGGUGGUCAGUAUGAUGCAAAUUCAGGGAUGGACACAGGAACUGUGGAGCCACUUGGGAGUAUAGCUAUUGAGCCUGGGGCAGCGCUCAAUCCUUUGGGAGCUAAGCCGGAGCCAGAGGAAGGGGAGAAUGAGUGUCGCCCGCUAAAGAAAGUCAAGUCCGAAAAGAUGGAGUCCCCUGUCUCCACACCAGCCGUGCUGCCAUUGCACCUUUUGGUGCCAGUGGUCAAUAAUGACAUCUCAUCUCCCUGUGAGCAGAUCAUGGUUCGUACCCGAUCAGUUGGGGUCAACACAUGUGAUGUGGCUCUAGCCACAGAACCUGAGUGCUUGGGCCCCUGUGAACCUGGAACCAGCGUCAACCUUGAAGGCAUCGUUUGGCAGGAAACUGAAGAUGGGAUGUUGGUGGUAAAUGUGACAUGGAGGAACAAGACAUAUGUAGGCACACUUCUUGACUGCACACGGCAUGAUUGGGCACCCCCAAGGUUCUGUGACUCCCCCACCAGUGACUUGGAAAUGCGCAACGGUCGAGGGAGAGGCAAGCGCGUGCGACCUAACAGUAACACACCUGUCAGUGAGACGGCCACAGCCUCGGACAGCAAAGGGACCAGCAGCAGCAGCAGCAAGACCCGAGCGGGAACCAACAGCAAAGGCCGCCGUGGCAGCCAGACUUCCUCGGAGCACCGGCCACCUGCCGGCAGCACCUCUGAGGAUGUCAAGGCCAGCCCUUCCUCGGCCAAUAAGCGGAAAAACAAGCCCCUUUCAGAUAUGGAGCUGAAUUCCAGCUCAGAGGACUCCAAGGGGAGCAAGCGUGUCCGCACAAAUUCCAUGGGCUCGGCCACUGGCCCCCUCCCUGGGACCAAGGUAGAAUCCACUCUUGUGGACAGAAAUUGUCCCUCCCCAGUUCUGAUUGACUGUCCCCACCCGAACUGCAACAAGAAGUACAAGCACAUCAAUGGACUGAAGUACCACCAAGCUCAUGCUCACACCGACGACGACAGCAAGCCGGAAGCUGAUGGGGACAGUGAGUACGGAGAGGAGCCGCCCCUCCACGCAGACCCCAGCAGCUGCAAUGGUGCGUCUGUCUCCCAGAAAGGGUCGUUGUCCCCUGCCCGCUCAGCUACCCCCAAAGCACGGCUUGCAGAGCCUCACAGUCCUUCCCCCUCAAGCAGGCUGAGCACAAAAGGGCUCUGUAAGAAGAAGUUGAGUGGGGAGGGGGACACCGACCUGGGAGCCUUAUCCAAUGAUGGCUCUGACGAUGGACCCUCAGUGACGGAUGAAACAAGCAAUGAUGCCUUUGACUCUGUGGAAAGGAAGAGUGUGGAAAAAGAAAAAUGUAAAAAGCCGUCCAACUUAAAACCUGAAAAGAUGGCUUCCAAGAGCUUAAAGUCGGCCCGGCCCAUUGCCCCUGCCAUCCCUCCUCAGCAAAUCUACACCUUCCAGACUGCCACCUUCACAGCAGCAAGCCCAGGUUCCUCCUCAGGCUUGACCACCACAGUGGUCCAAGCCAUGCCCAACAGCCCCCAACUGAAGCCUAUUCAGCCCAAGCCCACUGUUAUGGGAGAACCUUUCACUGUCAACCCUGCCUUGACCCCAGCCAAGGACAAGAAGAAGAAAGACAAAAAAAAGAAGGAAUCGUCAAAGGAACUUGAAAGUCCUCUGACCCCCGGGAAGGUAUGCCGAGCAGAGGAAGGUAAAAGCCCAUUCAGAGAAUCGUCAGGAGAUGGGAUAAAAAUGGAGGGGCUCCUGAAUGGCUCCUCAGACCCCCACCAAAGCCGACUAGCUAGCAUCAAGGCUGAAGCGGAUAAGAUCUACAGCUUUACGGACAAUGCCCCGAGCCCUUCGAUUGGAGGCAGCAGCCGCCUAGAAAACACUACCCCAACCCAGCCCCUGACUCCCCUCCACGUGGUGACCCAGAAUGGCGCGGAAGCCAGCUCCGUCAAAACCAACAGCCCAGCCUACUCUGACAUCUCUGACGCUGGGGAGGAUGGGGAGGGAAAGGGGGACAGUGUCAAAUCGAAGGACCCUGAGCAGUUGGUUAAAGAAGGAGCUAAGAAAACACUUUUCCCUCCUCGGCCCCAGAGCAAGGACUCCCCUUACUAUCAAGGCUUCGAGAGUUACUACUCUCCGAGUUACGCGCAGUCCAGCCCGGGGCCGCUCAACUCCAGCAGCCAGGGCGGCGGGGAGAGCCAGGCCCUGAAGCCGAAAAAGGACGAGGAGCCCGAGAGCGUCGAGGGCAAGGGGAAGGGUGAUGUCUGCGAGGAAAAGAAGCCCGAGCCGAGCAGCUCCAGCCAGCAGCCGUCCGUCAUCCAGCAGCGGCCCAACAUGUACAUGCAGUCGCUGUACUACAACCAGUACGCCUACGUGCCGCCCUACGGCUACAGCGACCAGAGCUACCACACGCACCUGCUGAGCACCAACACCGCCUACCGGCAGCAGUACGAGGAGCAGCAGAAACGGCAGAGCUUGGAGCCGCCGCGGGGCCUCGACAAGAAGGCCGACCUGGGCCUGAAGGAGCGGGAGGCCGCACUCAAGGAGGAGUGGAAACAAAAGCCGUCGGUCCCGCCCACCCUCACCAAGGCUCCCAGCCUGACUGACCUGGUGAAGGCCGGGCCUGGCAAGGCCAAGGAGCCGGGCGCCGAUCCUACCAAGUCAGUCAUCAUUCCCAAGUUAGAAGACUCAUCGAAACUCCCCAGCCAGGCGCCUGAGGGGCUUAAAGUGAAGCUGAGUGAUGCCAGCCACCUGGGCAAGGAGGCCUCCGAGGCUAAGGCAGGGACCGAGUGUGGCCGGCAGGCAGAGGUGGAUCCGAUACUCUGGUACCGACAGGAAGCAGAGCCCCGGAUGUGGACAUAUGUUUAUCCUGCCAAGUAUUCAGACAUCAAGUCAGAGGAUGAGCGGUGGAAAGAGGAGCGGGACCGCAAGUUGAAGGAGGAGAGGAGUCGGAGUAAGGACUCUGUCCCCAAGGAGGACGGGAAGGAAAGCACAAGUACUGACUGCAAGCUGCCCACAUCUGAAGAGUCCCGCCUCGGAAGCAAAGAGCCCCGACCAAGUGUCCAUGUGCCUGUGUCCUCCCCCCUCACCCAGCAUCAGUCCUACAUCCCCUACAUGCACGGCUACUCCUACAGCCAGUCCUAUGACCCCAACCACCCCAGCUACCGGGGCAUGCCUGCUGUGAUGAUGCAGAACUACCCAGGUUCGUACUUGCCUUCCAGCUACUCCUUCUCUCCGUAUGGCAGCAAGGUCUCAGGUGGUGAAGAUGUUGACAAGGCACGAGCCAGCCCCAGCGUUAGCUGCAAAUCCAGCUCCGAGUCCAAGGCCUUGGACAUCUUGCAGCAGCAUGCCAGUCACUACAAGAGCAAGUCUCCAACGAUAAGUGAUAAAAAUUCUCAGGAGCGAGAUCGGGGAGGCUGUGGGGUGGUCGGGGGUGGUAGCAGCUGUAGCAGUGUUGGAGGAACAGGCGGGGGCGAGCGGAGCGUCGACCGGCCCCGCACCUCCCCUUCCCAGCGCCUGAUGUCCACACACCACCACCACCACCACUUGGGCUACUCGCUACUCCCAGCACAGUACAGCCUGCCCUAUGCAGCAGGGCUCUCCUCUACAGCCAUUGUUGCCAGCCAGCAAGGCUCAACUCCCUCACUCUACCCACCGCCCAGGAGGUGAGAAUGAACACCAAGUGCCCGGAUAAAGUCAACUUGCUGGGCCAGAAUGGCUCACCCAAGGAGGUGCUGGAGGUGCCAUGUAGACAUCAGUUAAAUGGUGUUGGUCAUUCUGUUUGCCAUUCCUCCCGUGACUGAAGGCAGACGCUUGGCUGGCUCACCUCCAUCAGACCCGCGGACUCCCUAACUCUCCCUCUUCCUCAGGAGCUGGAGAGCUGGUACUUUGCAAAACUAUUUAUUCUCUCAGCCACAGUUAUGACUGUCGUGGCGUCUGUGGAGAUGAAGGCAUGGGGUGCAACCGGGGAACACGGCCUCAGCCCAGAGAAGUCACUGCUCUGUUCCCAAAGCCCCUGGUCUGCUGCCAAAGCAGUAUCCCCAAACUUAGAGGGACUCCAAGCACUGGGUAAGGUCUGAAGACAGCACAGCAGCCAUACCCCUCACUGUCAUUACCACCACCACCAGAGUCCACAUCUUCCCCAGUGGUUUGGGCCCUGGGAACUGGCAGCAUGUGGAGGAAUUAGAAUCUCAGGAAAGAAAUCGGGGGCUGUUUUCUCUAAUAGUGAAGACAAGGUCUUCAAACAGGGAGACUUCCCCUCUAACAUGAGCACAGAUAAAUGCUCAGAGCCUAACCUGGAGAGGAAGACCAAGGCGUUUGUUCCAGCAGGGCCUGGCCCUCCCUGUGAGGCAGAGGGCAGGGGCUCCACCCCCAGCACAGGCUCCCUGGGGACGCAGGGAGGAGCUGGAGCACGAGUGGAGUCUGUGAAUGGAAUCUGCCUCCUCACUAAGUCCUGCUGCUUCUCAUCUCCCCAUCCCUUGUCCUUUCUCUCUUCCCUCCUAACCCCUUGGUGCCUUUCCCGGGGGGGUCCUCUUACUGAUCUCACCUCUUUUCCACUGCUUGGCUCUUAAGACUUGGGCAGAGAAAGUAGAAUUCCUCCCAGCACAGGGGACCUUGUAGGGUAAUGCCCAGAAGGCAGGCCCUGAGAACAUCCAGCAGUUCUUGGUGAUGCCUUGUCCAUCCAGCCACCUGAAUAUCUUUCUCUCGUGUAGGCCAUAAAUGUACACAGCCCAGUUCUUCUCAAACUGUAACCUCCAUGUGUGCCAAUACGAGCUGUGAGUCUUUGUAACACACAGUUUUGUUUUGGGGCCACUGGCCAUUGGAGUUGAUUUGCUCCACAGACCUUUAAAAAAACAAAUCCAAGCAUUAUGCGCCUGAGCCACAGAGUGGGCUCCAUGUGGCUGCACUUUGAGACAGCAGACAUUGCUCGCUGUCCUGAGAAACCGCCUCUUUGGGUCUGUCUGAACUCCAGAGCUCUGUGCGCUGGGAACGUAGUAAUGAUUUGGUAGCUCUAUUGGCAUCACUUCCUUUCUAAGGUGUGGAUGCUUUACUUAGCUCUUUACUUUUGCAAGAUAUUAUCCCCGUUGUUCUCCUCCCCUCCUGUCUUUCUGUCCCCCUCUGGAUUACAAGAGAAAGAUCCACAAACACUAGCCUAGGCUAGAGGAAUGUUUGUGGCUAGAGUGCCCAAAGUGACAGUUUUAAGAGCAGGAAGGUGGCUUUGACUUCUUCUGGAGAAUGGGAAGGUAGGGGACACGAAGCACAAUGCCCCGUUAAGGUGCUUUCCAGGAACCCUAGAGCCCUGUAUAUAGAGAGGCUUGGGGUCAUUUGCCCAAGAGGAGUGAGUCCCUCUGACCUACAGACCUUUUUCUAGGUUCCCAUGACCUUGUUUUUGUUAAAAGUUGGGUUCUGGGCACUCACUCAAACCCCAUGCUUUAGACCAGUUGGCAGGACCCCAAGCAGCCUCUCUGACCACCAUCACUCCUGGUGCCUGCUGCCCAGUGCUUUAAGCAAUGAGGUCUUUUAAUCUGUGGAAGUAGAUGUUGGGGAUACUUCCCAGCCUAGCCCAAGUCCCCCUGCUAAGAGGGUGACUGAGUGUCAGCCUGACUAUGUCCUCCUAGCCCCGGAGCAGUGCCCAUCUCUGUUCCUGUUUGUUUUCAGUAUUGUGUUUGUGUCUGUGGCGCUGGCCCGCAGCGUGCUCUGUACAUACUGUAAAGAAACCAACAGAGCAAAUUUCCUUUCCACCGGGCAGGCAUGGGCUGCAUUCCUGCCCCUUCCACCUCAUCUGUGACACAGGAGGAGCCUCCAUAUUUGCAGGACAGCCUUAGGUUCUUCAAAGGGAACAACUUUUUAUAUAUAUUUUCCCCCCUUAAAAUACUUUGAGCUCUUUGAUCCUUCUAAGUCCCCCUUGAAGAGUAGGGGAAAGCACUGACAGAGUGAAUGAUGCUGCCUUCUCGGCCCUGAUAUUCCGGGUCCCCAUCCUUAGCAAGCCCAGGCUUCCCUCCCCAAAGCAGCACAACUCAGCAACGGCCUUGGCAAUCCUUGCCAAGUGCCGAGUGGAAGAUCUGUUGUCCAUCCCCAGCUUGUCUCAAGAACACAGAGGGGGCCAUGACCUUGUCACAGGAACAGGGUACUCACAGAGGGUUCCCAGAUCAGCACACCAAGCCUCUCCCUGGGCCCAGCCUACCCAGGCCUCGCCCUCAUGUCAACGCUGUGAGCCCCUGUGGAGGAGGAGUCAGAGAACGAGGACCUCACCCAGCUUGACUGCUGCUGCUUACAACUCACACUCGCUUCCUCCUCACGAUGUGCCAGUUCCCCUCACCUCCUCCCUGCCUUAUACACUCUGAAGGUUGUAAUUCGUCUAUCCUGCUCCCUCCAUACAUCUCAAGGUCAAAGACCCACACACGAAAGGGUAAGAGGGCACCUUAUACAGUGAAAUUGUCAUUGCUUGAACCUUUGCUCCCGGCUGCAGGGUGGGGCGGUAGGAUUGAGGUUAGGAGUGGCUUAGACUACAGCAGGGCCAGAGACCUGCACAGGCGUCGAGGCCCGCGUGUCGCUCACACCCUUAUCCCCUGUCAGCAUCCCACUGUGUGCAUUGAUGCCCCAGGAUUCACCUGGGCAGCUAGCUGGCCCUGUAAUCUGGGCCUUUGUCAUUUAUUACUAGGGCAUCCCAGGAAACUUGCCAGUGAUCCCCUGCCAUGGGCCCCUCCUGGGAUUAAGCCCCUCCCAGGCCUUGUCCCCAGCCCCUCCUGCCCCAGCCCACCCGCUUGCCUUGGUGCUCAGCCCUCCCAACUGGGAGCAGGUUGGGGCAAGCUGGAGGCCCGGGCUGGAGGGGCAGUGUUGCUGUUCAUAGCUUUUGUUCCAUUGGCGUUGCUCUGUUGGAUUUUAUUUCAGUCUUCCUGGUUCUUCCCUUCUGUAAAGUGUACAUUUCCAAGUUCCUUGUUUUUUUAUAUAUAUAUAUAAAUAUAUAUAUAUACAAACUGUACUCUUUUUGCCUUUGUACAUUCAGGCAAGAAGAGAAAAUAAAUCUUUUUAAGAGACAAUCACAAAUCUGUGAGGGCUGCUGGUUAUUUCUCCUUGGAGUUUGCUGCUGAGCUGCCACCUCCCAACUUUCCUGUUCUCCCUCAGCUUCCCCUCUCCCCCUGCACCUCUUGUCCUGCUCCAUAUGCAUCUUCAGCUCCACCUGCCCUGGCUGACAGCAAGCUGUUGAAUCUCGUAUGCAGACUACCUGUCUGGAACCUUUUCCUGCCCAGCAAUGUUUUCUGGCUGGGCCACUGGCCUCCUCUCUCUACCCUUCAACCCCAUUCACCAAAGUGGCUUUAGGCCCCUGGGUUCCCUAAGACUUAAUCUGGAAGCCCUGGCUUUGGACAUUCACCUCUGAGACUAUGCAGCUGGGAGGAGCUGUAUGCCAAGGAGCUUGCACUACUUAAACCUGCCUGGGAGUCAGGAUGGAUGGUCUUUAGGAACAAGUGGAAAACUACACCCUGAACACUUCACCCCACACCCCCCCCAACCCAUCCCAGCUUCAAAGUGUGCUAAUCCAGAGCCCAGAGAAUCAUUCCUAUGGUUACCCUAAGGGAACAAGGGCUAAGGGCUAUGGGUCAAGAGUAUCGGAUCAGAAUUUCAAAGGGUGGGACCUUCUGAAACAGCCCAACCAAACCAUUGUUCAGCCUUUCUCCUUUACCUUCCUCCUCCCCUUUGUCUCUACUUCCUCUUAAUUGGCUUUGGAAUUGAAGUAUAUUUUUUAAAUUAUUUGUUGUAUUUAUUGAAUAAAGUUUUUAAUGUCCCUGUUCUUAAA